AUGAAGGAAAGGUCACGAAAAAUCAUUUGAGGCGGUCAGAAAAUAAGACAUAUCGUAGAAGAUUUCUGUACCGUUCCAGUAGAGUGGCCAUGGAUGGCGGUUUAUUGUCCCUUAAGUGGAACAACCACCGCUCCACAUUCCUUCAUGUCCUCUCCACUGUCAGGCGGAAGGGUUCGUAUUGUGAUGUGACUAUUGCCUGUGAUGGAAAGUUCUACCCGGUGCACAAACUGGUUUUAUCAACAUGUAGUGAUUACUUUGAACAGAUGUUUGAACGGACAAACUGUAAACAUCCAAUAAUAGUGUUAAAAGAUAUUAGACAUGAGGACUUAGAGGCCCUCUUAAACUAUAUGUAUGUAGGUGAAGUGAAUGUGUUACAAACUGAUUUAUCGGGACUAAUAAAGGCUGCCGAGUGCUUAAGAAUAAAAGGGUUGGCUGUCCCAGAUGAAGCACCGAGUGAAUCAGAGUCAACACAAGAUGGUAAAAGAAAUGUACCAUGGGCGGGGGAUGGACCAGAGGCCAAACGAAGGAGACCGGAAGAAAUCUCUCCUGCCACACAGAGACUUAGUCAUGCUUCAGGGGAUAAGGGAGGGAGGGAGUCUACAGCGAGGCCACCUGCUAGCUACAGAGAACCAUUCAGAGCACCCAUAAGGGCAAGAGAGCCUGUCAGAGUCCCAUCCAGUCCUAGUCCAGUACCUGUACCGCUAAGUCCAGAGACUCGCCUGUCAAAUCCCUCUGCUCCAGUGUCCUCUCCAGAACUACCACAUCCAGCCUCUCAUGAGCCAGGACUUACUACACAACCUGAUACCAGUACUACCCAAGGGCCCACUAAUUCUAGCGAAUUAGGUGGCACAGAUAAUACAUUGAUAAUAGAUGAUCCCCUAGUCAAAGAAGAACCUCAGGAGUCAUAUUCCGAAGCUGAAGAAACCAAAGAAUCCAUUCAGUCAGCAGACUCCGACCCAAGUUUGAAUUAUUCUCUUCAACCCGGUGACCAGCCUGGCAGUUUGUCAGGAGAGGCAGCAGGUGCAGGGUUUAAUCCUCAAGGGAUGAGGCACACUAAUCAGCCACAAACCAUGGAAGACCUUGUAGCACAGGCUCUGCCUGGGGCAUCAGGACUUCAAGGAAAAUCUUUGUGGGAGGGAGAUCGAGGUCUACUUGGGUUGCCUUUUGAAAGCUAUUCAGGAAAUCAGUCCAGAGCUUCACAAAUGGUGAGUAUAUAUAAAUCACUAUUUUGACCUUCCACAACCAAACUUUUCUGGUAAUCCCAUGUAGCCGGUGUUGUUAAGAUGGGUGAUUGGCUAUUUAGCUAUUGAUGAUUGCAUAGUGUUAACUAUGAAUGUCAGACUAUUUCUGGGUUAUCUUUUA
Molecule: messenger RNA, 1362 nt
Organism: Homarus americanus (American lobster)
Lineage: Eukaryota; Metazoa; Arthropoda; Malacostraca; Decapoda; Nephropidae
Product: longitudinals lacking protein, isoforms H/M/V-like
Exons: 5
Coding region: 90-1232 (380 amino acids)
Biological process (GO): regulation of transcription by RNA polymerase II
Cellular component (GO): nucleus
Molecular function (GO): protein binding
Source: RefSeq, a predicted model, not a curated record